Messenger RNA from Meloidogyne enterolobii, 597 nucleotides. NCBI's taxonomy places the organism in Eukaryota, Metazoa, Nematoda, Chromadorea, Rhabditida, Meloidogynidae. The record is from the annotation of a GenBank genome assembly.
AUGAAAUAUUUAUUUAUAUUAUUUUUUCUAUUUCUUAUUUUAAAUAAAAUUAUUGGAUUAAAUAAUAAUUCAGAAAAUACUAACAAACAAAAUAUUUUUGAUCGGAUAUUUAAUCGUCAUGGGCAUAAUUUCAAAAAUAAAACAAAGGAAUUUGAGGAUACCAAAACAAAAUGUGUUUAUUGUCAAAAUCCAACAAUUGAAUUGACUGGAGGUAAAAUUGAAGGGAGAGUUUCUUUUGUAGCUGGAAAGAAUAAACCAGCAAUUGUUUUUGAAGGAAUUCCAUUUUCUGAGCCUCCAAUUGGAAAGCUUCGGUUUUUACCUUUAAAGGAGAAAAAACCUUGGAAUGGAAUAUUAAAUGCAACUAAAUAUAGUGCUGCUUGUCUUAGUAAAACCAAAAACUGCCCAAUUCUAUUUUAUAUUCAUGGUGGAGGCUUUGCUUAUGAUUCUGCUACAAUGUUUAAUGACACACAAAUUAUACAAAAAUAUUCAUCUGAUGGAAUUAUUUUUGUAAUUCCUGCUUAUCGUUUAGGGGUUUUUGGUCUUUUAGAUUUAGGGAAUGAUAAAACUGUUAAAAGGAAUUUGGCAAUGCAUGGUUAA